CUGCACCGCCAUUUGCAUCACCGCCAACGAUCGCCGUUUCACGUCCGUGUCUCGUUCAAUACAGUCGCUUCCGGCCGUACAGCACUUUCUCUCAGCGGACGACCCAGAGACUAUCGCGAAUCUUGCGCUCCGUGGCGCAACCGGAGGAAAAUGAAGCUUGUUAGUGGGAGACGCUGUUGCUGACCUCGUACUAGGUUUCUCAUGAAAUGCGCAAAUGAGUCGGUGACGAUCGAACUCAAGAACGGCACCAUCGUGUCGGGCACCAUCACCUCGGUGUCUCCGCAGAUGAACACGGCCCUGCGGGCGGUCAAAAUGACCACCAAGAACCGGUCGAGCCCUUCCGCCCCCGGCGAGACGGUCAGCCUCGACACGAUCAACAUCCGCGGCUCCACCAUUAGAUACUUCAUCCUCCCGGACUCUCUGCCGCUCGACACGCUGCUCAUCGACGACCAGCCGAAGCCGAAGAACAAGGCGAGGAAAGAAGGCGAUUCGCGCGGUCGAGGGAGAGGGGGCAGUCGGGGACGGGGAAGAGGCGGGCGUGGACGUGGGAGAGGGAGAGGAUUUUAGAGUCCGUCCGGCGCGCACACCACAAAUCUCGGGGGACUGCGAGGUGCACAUCUACAUUGUCGGACAGGUUACUCUGUUGUCUGGCGUCCGCGCAUACCGGACGACGCCCGUGGUCAUCAUCAGACCGUCUUGAUUUCGAUGAGGAAUACAGCACCCCUGCAACCAACAGCCCUGCGGCAGGGCAGAGGAGAGCGGACGCGCAUGCAACGAGCCGCUCAACACACACGCACCAAUCAAUAUGUUGUUAUGAUGGAAAUAUCACUACACGGGACGCAUUACGCAACGGUGUCGAGUUGCUACUGCAACGUCGCGGCGGGGGAGGGGUCCUGAAGGAACUGGUUCUGGAGCAGCUCUGCUGCGCGAAGAGACCCGCGACAGCUGGCGCAGGCGAAAGGUGAAUUUGAGGCACAGCGAUUGCUGUGAGAAGAAGGCUUGGAUUCUCUUGAUACCGCGAGACGCUGCAGAAAUUAUUCAGGCCAUGAAAAAGGGAAUUUCGGAACGACCAGAUGCUCUCGCAAACUCUUUUCUGCACCUAUUUGGUUCCUCGCGUUUUUCCUUGGGCUGUGGCUGUCCUUUUGUCCAAGAUCGCCAUUGCUGACUCGCGGCAUCAAGGAUGUUUGGCCCUGGUAAGAAGAAUUUGCUCCAUGCAACUGCGCGAUCAUUCCCAGUACGAUUCACCUACUUAGCGAACCACAGAUCGUACUCUGUACCCAAGUGGUACUUUAUCCAAAGCUCGACGCCCCGGAGGGCAACUAAUAGCGAGGUUCACCAUACUUGUACAUACCUCGUCUUGAGGCUCGUAUCUGCGACCGUCACUCGUGCACUGCAGGA
Molecule: messenger RNA, 1398 nt
Organism: Cladophialophora immunda
Lineage: Eukaryota; Fungi; Ascomycota; Eurotiomycetes; Chaetothyriales; Herpotrichiellaceae
Exons: 2
Coding region: 202-567 (121 amino acids)
Biological process (GO): spliceosomal snRNP assembly; RNA processing
Cellular component (GO): catalytic step 2 spliceosome; U1 snRNP; U4 snRNP
Molecular function (GO): RNA binding
Source: RefSeq, a predicted model, not a curated record